CCAAGGGGAGUUUCCAGGAAGUGGCCAUAUUGGAUCCAUUCAGCCGCAGCCGCCCGGGCGGAGCGCGUCCCGCAGCCGGCUUGUCCCCGUCGCGGCCCCGGGUGCUCGCCCCGGCCCGCCCGCCGGGUGCGGAGCUCGCCAUGGCGGCCACGGACCUGGAACGCUUCUCGAAUGCGGAGUCAGAGCCCCGGAGCCUCUCCCUGGGCGGCCAUGUGGGCUUCGACAGCCUCCCCGACCAGCUGGUCAGCAAGUCGGUCACUCAGGGCUUCAGCUUCAACAUCCUCUGUGUGGGGGAGACUGGCAUCGGCAAGUCCACCCUGAUGAACACGCUCUUCAACACGACCUUCGAGACCGAGGAAGCCAGUCACCACGAGGAGUGUGUGCGCCUGCGGCCGCAGACCUACGACCUCCAGGAGAGCAACGUGCAGCUCAAGCUGACCAUCGUGGACGCCGUGGGCUUCGGGGAUCAGAUCAACAAGGACGAAAGUUACAGGCCCAUCGUGGACUACAUCGACGCGCAGUUCGAAAACUACCUGCAGGAGGAGCUGAAGAUCCGCCGCUCGCUCUUCGACUACCACGACACCAGGAUCCACGUGUGCCUCUACUUCAUCACGCCCACCGGCCACUCCCUCAAGUCCCUGGAUCUGGUGACCAUGAAGAAGCUCGACAGCAAGGUGAACAUUAUUCCCAUCAUUGCUAAGGCUGACACCAUCUCCAAGAGUGAGCUCCACAAGUUCAAGAUCAAGAUCAUGGGCGAGCUGGUCAGCAACGGGGUCCAGAUCUACCAGUUCCCCACUGACGACGAGGCCGUUGCAGAGAUUAAUGCAGUCAUGAAUGCACACCUGCCCUUCGCCGUGGUGGGCAGCACCGAGGAGGUGAAGGUGGGGAACAAGCUGGUCCGAGCGCGGCAGUACCCGUGGGGAGUGGUACAGGUGGAGAACGAGAACCACUGCGACUUCGUGAAGCUCCGGGAGAUGCUGAUCCGGGUGAACAUGGAGGACCUCCGCGAGCAGACCCACAGUCGGCACUAUGAGCUCUACCGGCGCUGCAAGUUGGAGGAGAUGGGCUUCCAGGACAGCGAUGGGGACAGCCAGCCUUUCAGCCUUCAGGAGACCUACGAAGCCAAGAGGAAGGAGUUCCUGACCGAGCUGCAGAGGAAGGAGGAGGAGAUGAGGCAGAUGUUCGUCAACAAAGUGAAGGAGACGGAGCUGGAGCUGAAGGAGAAGGAAAGGGAGCUCCACGAGAAGUUUGAGCACCUCAAGCGGAUCCACCAGGAGGAGAAGCGCAAGGUGGAGGAAAAGCGCCGGGAGCUGGAGGAGGAGACCAACGCCUUCAACCGCAGGAAGGCGGCUGUGGAGGCCCUGCAGGCCCAGGCCUUGCACGCCACCUUGCAGCAGCCCCUGCGGAAGGACAAGGACAAGAAGAACAGAUCAGAUAUAGGAGCACACCAGUCGGGCAUGAGCCUCUCCAACUCUAAGGUGAUGAUGACCAAGGCCAGUGUGGAGCCCUUGAACUGCAGCAGUUGGUGGCCUGCCAUACAGUGCUGCAGCUGCUUGGUCAGGGACGCGACGUGGAGGGAAGGAUUCCUCUGAGGCAGCAGCUCCACCACGUGGGGCCAGCCUGUGACCACCAGGGAGUGGAACUGGACAUUGUGGUUUUCCAUGUUAGGACAGAAAACCCCAUACUUUUCAUAUAUCAAUGACCAAAAGUGCAAACAAUUUAAAUUUCCAUCAGGGAACAUCAAAUGUGGCCCAACCCCUUUCUUUGUCAUCCGUGGCCCCACAAGGAGCUUGAGGCUUCACGCCCCUUCUGUGGUCAAGCUGAGCUUCAGCCUUGGAGAGAGCAAAGGCAGUCUGCUUUGUAACGUGGCCUGAGGUGGCCUGAAGGAGCGAGAUAACAAUGUUUCAAUUCUGAAAAGUGGAAGCAGCCUCUUCAAGAUUAAGGCAGCAGAAAAGUUACUUGUAUCUGCUUGACCCGAGGAAAAAAAACCCUGCAACUUGGCCACAGUGGCCAGUUUUCAUCACGAAACAGCCCUUACUGACACAAUCUUCAUGCUGCAUAACAGACCCCAAACCCGCGCCAUUUCCACAUUACAUGAUUUUGCCUUACUAACAGAAUCGUAUCCUUAAGGUUGACCAUCAUUCCCUAACGAAAACCAAUCCAGACUGAUAGGAUAUUUUUUAAGUGCCAGAUCGAUAUGGUCUACAGCCUCAAUAAGGAUUGUGUGUAGGUGAAGAAAGACAGCUAAGUGAAUGUGUGUAAAGUGUAGCAAAAGCAGACAGCUUUUUAUGUACAGUAUUCAUAGAAUGGAAAGUUAAAUAUUUUUGCAAUGUGUAUUUAAGAGAAACGCACCCUAAUAAUGCCAUCUCAAAAUCUUUGUAACGUUAACUAAUGUCCUUUAGUGGUGAGAGUCUGGUGGAACUGUGUUGGACUUAAGAUACAUUUUCACUGUUCCGUGUGUCAUGAGCCUCGUGGGUGACCUUACUGUGGUGCAUGUGCAAGGGCGUGUGCACACUCGUGCUUGGCCGUCCUCUGUAGUGAGCUGUUUCAAAGGCGCAGAUGAAUCUCGGGCAGACUGCAAAUCCCUCGUAUUUACUAUGGUCCAGGAGUCCAGCGGCGCCCCCGCAUAAGGGCCCCAGUGCAGUCUGCCCCAAAUAGCCAGCUCCAUCCUCGGCAACUCAUUCGGGGUACAGCCAGAGCCACAGUGCUUUAUGGAGUCUUUGAUGUGUGGAGUGAACUGUAAAAAGAAAAUAAAGAGGCCGAAGCCC
Phyllostomus discolor (pale spear-nosed bat) is the source of this 2768-nucleotide messenger RNA. RefSeq names its product septin 8 (gene SEPTIN8). Gene Ontology annotation, molecular function: molecular adaptor activity; GTPase activity; GTP binding. The transcript is spliced from 10 exons. NCBI's taxonomy places the organism in Eukaryota, Metazoa, Chordata, Mammalia, Chiroptera, Phyllostomidae. The coding region runs from base 141 to 1592 and encodes 483 amino acids. Gene Ontology annotation, biological process: cytoskeleton-dependent cytokinesis. The record is from RefSeq and is a predicted model, not a curated record. Gene Ontology annotation, cellular component: cell division site; microtubule cytoskeleton; septin ring.